Molecule: messenger RNA, 2583 nt
Organism: Mesorhabditis belari
Lineage: Eukaryota; Metazoa; Nematoda; Chromadorea; Rhabditida; Rhabditidae
Source: the annotation of a GenBank genome assembly
AUGAGUCACCUCUUCGUUCUUUCCGAUUUCAUCGAUGCCAUCGAGGAGUUGGAAAGCCCAACAGCGACUCAAACCGUACCAAUACUUUCACAUACUACGCGUCCGUUCACAUGGAUUUCUCGAAUGCUACUUCUUGGUAACAAUGAAACGAACUCGAUAGAUGAUGCCACAAUGGAAGCACCAAACGAAUUCCCACUUGAGCCACUUGGGCCUCAAGACAAUGCACAAAAUUCUAGUGAAAUCAUUGAGCAAGAGCCAACCAAGACAAAACGAGGGGAAAUUGGUAUUCCUCAGAUUUCUGUGGAUAUGGAAGAGAAUCGGGAGAGGGCUUUUUCUGAAAUGGCUCGUUCUCCGCCACACCUGUUCUCUAUCGAAGAAGAUAAUGAUAAUCCCUCACAUCAAGCUGCUCAAGAAAGAAAUCCUUUAUUGGGCGAGAGACGGGCCACCUCGUUGGAAAUGUUUGACAAGAAAAACGCGAAUCUUUCCGAUCGAGAGCGCAAUCCAUCCGCUAAAUCAGCCAUUUUGACACAUACAAACAGUGGAUCCAGUUUACCGAAUCGAGCAGCUCAACGAAAAUUUUUUGCAAAUACACCGAAAAAAAAGGAAACAAACAAAUAUCACACGAAUGCUGAAAGAAUUCUUUCUGUCAUUAAUCAUUACAUGGGACUUGUGAUUCAAAAACAUAAAAUCGAGGAUUUGCACGAUAGAAAUUUGGCAGAACUUUUGUGCUAUGCUUUCUAUGGACAUCGAGAUACGUUUGCUAAAUGGAAAGAGUGCAAGGCUCCAUUGUACUCGGCGCUUCUCGUCAUUUUCGUUUCAGAAAAAUUGUGGUCACGCUUUGAUUACAUCUAUGAAAGUGACGUCGCUGACAUCUUCAUGAGUCAGAAAAAAAAAUUCGAUGAAGCAAGCAAAAUGCUCUUAGAAGUGUGUCAUUCGGCGGACUUCAAAAGAACACGAGAAUUGCUGUGCGAGCGCUACAUUCCAAGUGAGAAAAUGGACUCAAACGGUGGAACACUUCUCGGUUUGGCGAAUAUGGGUAAUGCUGAAAACUUUUUCUCGCAUAAGAGCUGCCAACGAAUCGUGGAAGAUCGAUGGAAACCUGGAUUUCGUUGCAACAAGAAGAUAUUUUUCUUUACUUUUUUAUUCUUUGGCCUACCACUUCUAUUCUCAAAGAGUAUUAUUCAUUUUACUGGAGAGAAAUAUCAAUCAAGAUGGCAACGUUUCCUUGCAUUUCAUGGCUCUCCUUGCGGGAAAUUUGCUUGGCAUACGUUUCUCUAUGCCAUAUACGUGAUCGUUUUUGGCUUUUAUGUUCAACAAGCUCAUAAAGUUGACAAUGUAAUGAACGUCUUCACUGUGUGGGCUUUACUGAUGCUCGUCUGGCAGGCCUUGUUUUUUGUUGAAGCUUGUAUUGAAUUCAUAUUACAAGAACGUGGGAAACAGGCUUUCAAUAGUACGCUAUCUCAACACCUCAAAGUCAAUCAUUUCCAUACGAUUUUGCAUUUUUUGAUUGUUGUCGUGAAUAGUGUGUUUCUCAUCGCGGCUUUGUUGAUUGAUAACGAGCGAGCUAUCUCAUUGAACCUUCAGGAAUUAGUGACUGCAAAAGUGGAAAAUGUGACGAUGCAAGAAGUGCUUAGUAGAGAAAACAAUAAGGAAUCCAACCAAUCGAUCACUGCUGUAAUUCGACUUUUCUUGUUAUCGGCUUCCGAGGUCACAUUUCUUGUCUCAUUCGUUUUUUCGGCUAUUCGAAUGCUUCGUGUCUUCACCGUGGAUCCAUUUUUUGGUUCUAUUGUGAUGACUAUUCGCAGAAUGGUUCAACUCUUUGUUUAUUUCUCGGUAAUUCUGGCUGUAUUUUGGAUUGUGUAUGGAGUUUGUCAGAUUGCUUUACAAGGUCGAAAAGAAGAGCACAGUGUUAUUUGGCAGAUCUUUAGUAAUGGUGCUUUCGAAAUUUUCGGAGAACUUGAAACUCCUUUGAAAGAAGGUAGCAUUUUGGGUUGUAAUGUUUCUUUCAAGUGGGAGAAAUUGCAGGAUUUCAGUGGACAAUCAGUUCAAUGUGCCGUACGCAGCUGGCUGGUUCCACUGGUGCUCUUUUUGUACACUCUCACAUCGUCAAUUCUCGUCAUCAAUAUUCUCACAACACUUAUCAAUCAACAAUAUGAAGAGGUGAGCGAUCGAGCUGAACAGAAUUGGCGUUCGUUGAAGUAUCGAAGGAUGGUCGAAUAUGAGAUCAAAAUGUUCUUCCCACCACCACUCACUCCACUUAAUCUCAUCUCAAACUUUCUCAAAAGGUUAAAAGCAGUAAAAGUAAAAGAAGAUGAAGAUCAUCAAAAACCGGCAAAGUAUUUUUAUUGUGAUAAAGAUCCAGAAAAAAGCCAAAAAAAAGGAACUGGAGAAAAAAACGAAUUGAAUUUGUUAACGGGUAAGGCGCCGAUAAAAGAGCUCACUUUGCGAGAAUUCGAGGGAGAAGCACGCACUGACUUUCUCAUGGAUCUUGCUGAGGAAAUUGAGCGUCGAAAUAACGUGUGCCAUGCAUCUCACGAAUGUCAUGAAAAGAGGAAACGGGUUCUCUCGGUCAGACAAUUCAUG